GGAGUCCCAUUGCACACUGACAACUUCAAAUCUUGAAAACUUCCGCCUUGAGCUGGGAAAGAGUGGAGCAGGAAUAAGUUCUCAGAAGUAAAACACAACGAUUAGAUCAAAGGUUGAGACUGUGUUCUUUGAGGUGUACAAUGGCCACAAAGUUACCAACUCGAGAAGAGUUUGAAAGUUGGAGACCUCGGGAACUAGCAGAAUUCCUGCGACUGAAUAAUUUAAGUGAACCUGCCAGUGUGGUGGAAAGGCAAAAAAUAUCCGGGACAAUGUUUUUGAAUUCAUUAGAUCUUCUCCAGAACCGAUUCAAUGUGAUAAACUACCCACAAAUUCAAAAGAUUGUUCAUGACAUCCAAAAGAGUGAUGGCGGAUUUAUGAGCAGGUUUAAAAAGUUCCAAAAUGAACAAAUGGCCCUGAUGCGCAAAACUGGGAAAAGUACUUGGGAUCGAUUCACGAAACAUCCGCCACCUUCCGUUCCUCGGAGAGAUUAUUCAGAAGGUGCAGGAGCACAGGAGGGAGAACAAUGGUCUGACAAUGAAUUUGAUACCAGCGAUUAUGAAAAUCCAGAUGGACGUUCUGAUGACUCAGACACUUAUGAAGAUCCACGUGAUGAUGGUGAUGAUGAUGAAAAUUACGAGCCACCUCCUAGUGAAAAUAAAAACAAGAAAAUAGUUGCCAAACCUAUGCAUAUUUCCAAGGGUGAAUAUGCAGACAACCGACCAGCAGCCUCUUUUGCAAAGCCACCUCCAAUGCUACCACGAUCGUCACCAGUUCCAGUCCAACGAAAGAUACCUACACAUUCACAGAAAAUAGGAGAAAAGGAAGAUGAUGAGGAUGAUUAUAUUGUUCCUAUGGAGAAUAAUGAACCUGAUGAUGCAUACAUUGACCCUACAGAGAAAGGUGCACCUCCAGUAACAUCGAAACCUCCAAAGGUGAACAGAGCAGCCAAACCAAACAAACCAUCAGGUUUAUCCUCAAGUCCCAAAGCAAGACAUCUUCAUGAUCAAGGGCAAGGUGCCUCUGUAGGCCAGCUGAACACACAAAGCUCACAAGAUCAUGAUGUAUAUGAAGUUCCAGAUACAGAGGAAGCUUCACCAUCAGUGCCCAGGUCCAAACCACAACUUCCAAAACCUGGAUCCACAGGAACAGGAAGUCCAUUGUUACCUCCUCGAUCAUCACCACAAGUAAGCAGUACACCAGAAAUACUCAGAACUGAAGCACCAGUGAACAGAAAAGCACCCAUUCCUCAACCUGAAGAUGACAAUGAGGAAUAUGAAGUAUGUGACCCUGAACCAAGUAAUUCAAGUAGCAGCUCACAGGAUUCCAGGACUGCUCCAGAAAUUCCAAUACCACCACAAAGGGAUCUGAAGCCAACAAACAGACCUUUCCCAAAACCGAGAAUGGGUGAACCUUCAAGGGAACAAACUGAAGGUGAAAAGCCCAGAAUCCCUGAUCGGCCUCGAUUCUCAAGCCCAACAGCAGAAGCUCCUGUUGUACCAGCACCACGUCUUGGCUUUAAGCUAGGUGUUUCGAGGUUGCAACCUGCAAACCAACCAAACUUUCCAGAAAUCCCAACCAGACCUAAUGGGACUCUUGGACGACCCGAUCUCCCUGCACGUGUUUCCAGCCCUAAUUCAAGUUUAGAACAGGUACAAUUUUAGUAAACUAAAUGCAUAUUAUCAAUUUCAUAAGCAGCAUCAGAAAUUAAAUAGAUGGCUUGCAAUUCAGAUAAAAAUUAAAUCAUUGCUGCCUCUGUUCCGUCAUUGAUCUUUUCAAUAUUAAUUCCUUUCAAAACACCCACCCUUAAAUAUUUGCUACAGUAUUUUCUAUGCUUUCUCGUCGCCAUUCUAUUGAAGUACCAAAGAUUGCCUGCUAUUUGAACAUUAACUAUUGAUGUGAAUAAACUCUAUUAAUUAAGCUAUUCUCUCAACUUCCAUUCCCACUACCAAUUGUCCCUAUUUAGUUGAACCAGGCUUUAAUAUUGCCA
Molecule: messenger RNA, 1987 nt
Organism: Chiloscyllium plagiosum (whitespotted bambooshark)
Lineage: Eukaryota; Metazoa; Chordata; Chondrichthyes; Orectolobiformes; Hemiscylliidae
Source: RefSeq, a predicted model, not a curated record